AUGGAUGAUCUGAAGCUUUAUGCCAGAUCCCCAGAGCAACUGCAGGGUAUGAUUGAGCUAGUCUCUGCCUUCAGUCAGAGCAUUUGCAUGAAGUUUGGAUUAAGUAAGUGUGCUGUGCUGCAUGUGGAGAAGGGUCAAAUGAAAAUGCAGAGGGAUGAACUGAGAGCACUGGAUAGUGAGAUAUCAGAGCUCAAGCAAGGACAGUCAUAUAAGUACUUGGGACUUUAUCAGCAUCUGAAAAUCUCAAAAACAGAAGUGCUCACAAAAGUGGAAGGUGAAUUCCGCAGCAGACUUGAUAGGGUUCUAAAAGGAAAACUAUCUGCAAAGAAUUGCAUCAAGGCUGUGAAUACUUGGGUGAUCCCAGCAUUGGCCUACACCUUUGGAAUUCUGAAGUGGUCAGAUACUCGAUUGGAGCAGAUUGAUAGGUAUGUCAGGACAAGGAUGACUAAAUUCAGGAUGCAUCAUCCACGUGCCUCGGUUGCUCGACUGUACCUACCAAGGAGUAUGGGAGGUCGCGGUUUGAUGAGGGUAUCAAGGUUAUGUGUAAGUCAGGAAACGAAGUUGAGAUCUUACUUCCAGAAUGCUGAUUCAGAUUUGUUCGUGAAGGUAUGCCAGCUGGAUAAUGGUUACACAGCCCUUGAUUUAAGGAACCAAAGAAGUAGCGAGCUGCUAUCUGCUCAAGACCUAAAAGAAGAAUGGAGGACAAAAGAGUUACAUGGACGGUUUUAUGGGCACCUUAAUUCAGAGCCAAUAAGCCAAGAGCUGUCUUGUAUGUGGCUGACAGUGGGAAGUUUGUUCCCAGAGACUGAGGGCUUUGUACAGGCGAUUCAAGAUCAAGUGAUAGCAACAAAUGCUUAUAGGAGGCAUGUAAUGGGAGACAGGACCAUAAGUGACAAAUGCAGAAUGUGUGCCAGUGCAGUAGAAAGUAUCCAACAUAUUGUAUCCGGCUGCUCAGUGCUAGCCCCAAGAGAGUAUAUGUUGCGUCAUAACAAUGUGGCAAAAAUUGUGCACUUGGAGAUGCAGAUCAAGUUUGGGAAUAUUGCAGAGGUCCCCCCUUACUAUAACUAUCAGCCUCCUCCUCUGGUUGAGUUCAAUCACGUCAAGAUCUACUGGGAUGUCCAAAUGAUUACAGACAGGCGGGUAGUACACAACAAGCCUGACAUCCUGGUAUUGGAUCAGCUGGAGAAGAGGGCUUAUAUAAUUGAUAUUGCUGUACCUUCAGAUGAGAAUGCUCAGAAGACCAGAGGCGAGAAAAUCAGAAAAUACCAAGAGCUAUCAUUUGAGCUGAAGGAAAUGUAUGGGCUGAAUACAGUGAGAGUACUUCCAAUUGUAAUAACAGUCAAUGGCCUGAUACUCAAGUCGGUUGUGGAAAUAUGUCGAAGUAUUGACUUGGUAGACGAGGUGCUGAAGAGAAUGCAAAAAUCUGUCCUCCUUGACACUGCACGUAUUGUGCGCAAGUUCAUAAAAUAG
Messenger RNA from Nilaparvata lugens (brown planthopper), 1470 nucleotides. RefSeq lists its product as uncharacterized. The record is from RefSeq and is a predicted model, not a curated record. The coding region runs from base 1 to 1470 and encodes 489 amino acids. Lineage: Eukaryota; Metazoa; Arthropoda; Insecta; Hemiptera; Delphacidae. The transcript has a single exon.